This is a messenger RNA of Serendipita indica DSM 11827, 549 nucleotides long. The record is from the annotation of a GenBank genome assembly. Lineage: Eukaryota; Fungi; Basidiomycota; Agaricomycetes; Sebacinales; Serendipitaceae.
AUGCAGGACGACACAUUUGACGCGUCAAAACGUCCAAAGAUAACCAAAGGCGCUAUUAAUCGAUAUAAACCCCUUGAAUUUGCUCCUCCGACGUUUGAUGAGCCAAGAAGGACAAGUGUGUCACAAAGAUCGACCCUUUCUCUACCUCUGCCUCUGCCUCCUCCUCCUUCCUUUUCAUAUCCGGGUGGCAAAGAUAAAGAUGAAAAAAGCGUCUCAAAGCUCCCAAAGGCUUAUAAGCUCCUCGAGCCCCCUCUUCGACCGCAAUCACCACCCAAUUCGACUUCACCUCGCGGAAAGAGCAAGGCGACCUUGGGAAACAUUCCUAUACCACCUCCCCUUGAGAUCGAUGAGAGGAGUUCCCUCAUAGCUCACAAGAAGAUGAGAAGCGCCCUCGAUACACCUCUAAUCAUGGGACUACCGUUUUCCCAGGAAAGCUCUGGAUCUCAGUCACCAAAGAAGAGAGAUGGUUUAAAGUUCGAGUUUGAACGUGGUGUAGGACCCAGUCCCGAGAAGAAGGGACAUCCAUUACCACGGAUUGGCUACAAGUAA